Messenger RNA from Sinocyclocheilus rhinocerous, 2057 nucleotides. RefSeq names its product B cell linker (gene blnk). The record is from RefSeq and is a predicted model, not a curated record. Gene Ontology annotation, biological process: cell surface receptor protein tyrosine kinase signaling pathway; intracellular signal transduction. Bases 108 to 1571 code for a protein of 487 amino acids. The transcript has 23 exons. NCBI's taxonomy places the organism in Eukaryota, Metazoa, Chordata, Actinopteri, Cypriniformes, Cyprinidae.
CAUGUGCUGCUUAACCAGCGAUGUCCAACACGCUCAGUCGACUACUAGCUGACACUCAACUAGCAGCUCACACUACUAACUCACCGCAGUCAGUAUAGAAACACAGAAUGGAGCAUUUCAACAGAUUCACGGCUCCUGCUACGGAUAAACUUAGGCAGCUCCAAAAAAUCGUUCAAGACAUAAAAAAGAACGACGACAGCCUUUUCAACAGACUAAAAAGGUUUCAGAACGAACAAACAGCUAAUAUUCUCAAAACUGGGAGAAAUACGCUGAGCCGAAUAAAGAAGAAAAGACCUCCGAAAGUACCAGUGCGAGACUAUCAAGGCGAAGCUCCGGAUUCUGAGAAAGACUCUGAUUCAGAUUUUGACAGCGAUACGUACGAGGACCCUCAGGGCGAUCAUGACGAUAACUACGAACCUCCGCCGAGGCUUGAAGGACACUUUACGGUCAGCCCGUCCAUCACCAACCCCAGAGGAGAGUAUGUGGACAGCUGUCGUGGUCGACCGGCAAAACCAAACCAUCCUUUCCAUAUGCAACAGAGGCACAAACCCCCACGACCGACCCACCGCAGCCUGGCAGAGGAAGAUGAUGGCGAUUACAUUGAGCCGGAGGACGAGGCGGAUGAUGAUAAUUACAUUGACCCCACUGAGAAAACACUAAGAAAGCCGCCGUUUAACAGAGCGGUCAAACCGUGUGUUCCUGCUCGUGUAAGCGCUCCGGAUUUCUAUGAGGUUUCUGAUAUGAAGGAGAAUUCUCAGUCUAAGACAAGGUCUAACACGACUCUACAACCCAACACACAUAUGGCGCCACCUAAAGCCAGUCCACGAAUGAACAUCAGAAGGCCAACAAUAACUCCACAGGAACCACAGUCAGAGGACGAGUAUGAGGUGUGUGAAGCAGACGACAGUGUCAGUGAAGGGCCAGAGGAGGCCACAGAGGCCCGGAGACCAUCAAUGCCCACACCGCGACCUAGAGACCUGAAGAAACCUAAUCCUGCUUUGACACCGAAACCAAACAUUGCUCACAGAGACAGUGAAGCCACAUCUAUUAAAACAACACCAGUAACUAUAUCACGAAGCCCACCAGACACCAUGCCGAGCCCGUCGCCAACAGGGUUCCAUCGAGCCAAAUAUAUGCCUCUGCCUCGACAGCUUCCCUCCCAAAGCAGAGGGACGUUGCCUUCAGAGAGCAGAUCAGCUAGAGAUGCUGAAGAGGAAGCUGGUGUGUAUAAAAAGGUUUGGUAUGCCAGCAGCUGUGACCGCAAGACAGCAGAGGACGCUCUCCUACGCUCAGCUAAGGACAGCUCUUUUCUGCUCAGGAAGAGCUCUGGUGUGGACGCGCAGCAGCCGUACACACUGGUGGUGUUUUACAACAGCCGAGUUUACAACAUCCCUGUCCGCUACAUCGCUUCCACCAAACAGUAUGCUUUGGGGAAAGAAAAACAAGGAGAGGAGCGUUUCAGCAGCGUCUCAGACAUCAUUGAGAACCACCAGAAGAAUCCUCUAGUGCUGGUCGACUCACAAAGCAACACCAAAGACUCCACCAAACUCAGGCACGCAGUCAAGCCAUGAGGCAGCCUUUGAAACAGCGUGAAACUCAAGACAUUCAUGACAAAUAUAACUGCAUUGAGACGUUCAUUCAACUGUGUGGUAGUUUCACAUCUUACCUUGAGAGAUGAUGGAAACAGAUCUACGCUUGCAAAGCUGGGACUUGCUUCUACUUUUAUAACUUAUUUUGCAGACUGACAGGUUAAGGGGCCGUUCGCACAGGACGCGUUCUUGCGUUUGAAAACAGCAGCGAGACGCGCUGUUUAUUUUGACACGGCGCAACGUGAAGAAAAGUCUUUUAAAAAUACAUCGCAGGAGAACGCGUUUUGUGCAAACCGUCCCGAAACACAGAGAGAACAGCAGUGUUGUAUAAGAUACGCAAAUAUGGUACAGCUGUACAGUUUAUAUGUGUUUAUGGGUGUAUGAAUCGUUGUAUAAACAUUUGUUUUACCUUACAUAAGGUGUGUUGAGUAAAAAAAUAAAUAAAAUACUUUUUUUAUUAAAGUGGUU